Messenger RNA from Phytophthora sojae, 528 nucleotides. RefSeq lists its product as hypothetical. The transcript has a single exon. Lineage: Eukaryota; Oomycota; Peronosporomycetes; Peronosporales; Peronosporaceae. The record is from RefSeq and is a predicted model, not a curated record. The annotation marks the transcript as partial.
AUGACUGGAAGGAAGGAAGCACGUGAAGGUGGACGCGGAGGCGGACGCGGUGAGGCGUCCCGUCAGUCGCGUCGAGGACAAGGGCUGCCGCCGGCGGAGCACAAGGCCCUGGACGACGUUCUCCGGGAGGCUCGGAAGGCUGGUGCUGAGAAGCGCAAGGUGGCCCUGGAAGGGAAGAAGAAGGCGUCGGCGGCCGUUCAAGAUCAAGCGGCCCCGGAGUCCUCCGUUCUGGAUGCGCACCAAGCAAACCAGGAUGAGGCUCCGGAGGCGGACUCGACCGAGUCUGUGCCGGCCGGCACCAAAUGUGUCCCAGACCCGGCGACGGGACUGGAUGAGGGUGAGUCCGCACAGGAUGAUGAACCCGCCCAGGCGUCUGUGGGAGGCGCCGAUGAGGUUGAGCCCCCGGCUGAGGAUCGAGUUUCGGACUCUCCCCAGCCGGAUGACGAAGUCGAGAUUCUGGAUGAAGCCCCGACGAUCAAGCACGAAGGCCCGCUGUCGACUGUCCAAGAAGACGGCGUACUGAACGAC